This is a messenger RNA of Phymastichus coffea, 1021 nucleotides long. It is a transcript of the gene RpL6, whose product is annotated as large ribosomal subunit protein eL6. The record is from RefSeq and is a predicted model, not a curated record. Gene Ontology annotation, cellular component: cytosolic large ribosomal subunit; ribosome. The coding region runs from base 147 to 956 and encodes 269 amino acids. The transcript is spliced from 4 exons. Gene Ontology annotation, molecular function: RNA binding; structural constituent of ribosome. Gene Ontology annotation, biological process: ribosomal large subunit assembly; cytoplasmic translation. NCBI's taxonomy places the organism in Eukaryota, Metazoa, Arthropoda, Insecta, Hymenoptera, Eulophidae.
UAUACUGGUAAGUAUACUUGACGUGCUAUUGUGGAUGCGUAAUUGUGAAUUGUGAAUUGUGAAUUUGUGAUGUCGUCUUGUCGACAGUCGACUGCACUGCGUGAAAUAGCCGCUAGGAGGAGGCUCUUUCGAUCGUUGGACUCGUGAUGACGGAUACCAAGGUGAAAAUUGCUGCGCCAACGCCAGCUACAACCUCCAAGGGAGUUGCUGGUGAUAAGAAAGUUGGCAAACCAAGAAACUAUGACUUGGGAAAUGGAGUUUACAGGUUUAGCCGCAGCCGUAUGUAUCACAAGAAGGCGGUCUAUAAGUUUGUAGGCAAAAAGACACCUAAAAAGGAAGUCCCCAAGAAACUUGUUAGUAUUGAAAAAAAAAUUGGUGGAGAGAAAAAUGGGGGUACUAGGAUUGUACUAUUGAAGAAAAGGAAAGCAAAUUACCCUACUUCAGACUCCAUCUUACCUCAUCCAGCUAAGAAGGCCUUUAAAGAUCAUAGUCGGUAUCUGAGACAAACUCUUGUACCUGGAACAAUCCUUAUUCUAUUGGCUGGUCCACACAAAGGAAAGCGUGUGGUAUUCCUGAAGCAGCUCAAGAGUGGUUUACUUCUUGUUACUGGACCUUUUCUCAUCAAUGCAUGCCCACUGAGAAGAAUAAAUCAAAUAUACGUCAUUGCCACGAGCACCAGAAUUGACAUGUCUGGUGUGAAGCUUCCCGAACAUAUCAAUGACCAAUACUUCAAGAGGAAACGCGACAAGCGUGCCAAGAAGGAAGAAGGUGACAUUUUUGCCAAGAAGCAGGAGAAAUACCAGCCAAGUGAACAAAAGAAGUCAGACCAGAAGAUCAUUGACCAGCUUGUUGUUGAGGCCAUCAAGAAAAACACAGACAAGAAAGCACUCUUUGCUUAUCUUGCAUCCAUGUUUGGACUGCGUAGCAGUCAGUAUCCACACCGAAUGAAGUUCUAGCUCGAUCAUGCUUUACAUUCUUAUUCGUAAGAUCGUGGUAUUAAUAAAAAAAAUUUAUAAAAUUC